UGGCGGAGGCUCUGUGGUCUGGUGUCUACCUCACGGAAACCGGCCUCUCCGUCCCAGAAGGUCUUCAGGGCAGACGCAGUUCGUCACGUAAUGUUACACUCUGGGCUACCAUACGUGUUUGUUUUGUUUUUAGUAAUGCCACAGAGUCUUCGGUGGAAUAGAGUACGAGGCGUGAUACAUACAAGAAAUACCACAUUCCUCGUGAGGGAGAACUUUGUUUCCUGGUGGUGGCUGAGGCGGGGAGGCGAGGGGCUGGUGCCUGUGUGUGAGCAGUGCAGCUCCAGGGUGUGUGGGGAUGUCGGUAGCCAGCGGUACAUGUAUCAUAUUUUGACUAAAAAUACAACAGUAACAGAUCACAACCGCAACCUGCUGGUGGAGACCAUUCGUUCCAUAACAGAGAUCCUGAUCUGGGGGGAUCAGAAUGACAGCUCAGUGUUUGACUUUUUCUUGGAGAAGAAUAUGUUUGUGUUCUUCCUGAACAUCCUGCGUCAGAAGUCUGGUCGUUAUGUGUGUGUGCAGCUGCUGCAGACUCUGAACAUCCUUUUUGAGAACAUCAGCCAUGAAACAUCCCUGUACUACCUGCUCUCUAAUAACUAUGUGAAUUCUAUUAUUGUCCACAAAUUCGACUUUUCUGAUGAGGAGAUCAUGGCAUAUUACAUAUCAUUUUUGAAAACUCUUUCCCUGAAACUCAAUAAUCAUACUGUACAUUUCUUUUAUAAUGAGCACACUAAUGACUUUGCUUUGUACACUGAAGCUAUUAAAUUUUUUAACCACCCCGAAAGCAUGGUCAGGAUUGCUGUUAGGACUAUAACUUUAAAUGUCUACAAAGUGUCAUUGGAUAACCAGCCUAUGCUGCAUUACAUUCGAGAUAAAACUGCAGUUCCUUAUUUCUCCAACCUUGUCUGGUUUAUUGGAAGCCACGUGAUAGAACUGGAUAACUGCGUGCAGACUGAUGAAGAGCACAGAAAUAGGGGCAAACUGAGUGACCUGGUAGCAGAACAUCUUGAUCAUUUGCAUUACCUUAAUGAUAUCCUUAUCAUUAAUUGUGAAUUUUUAAAUGAUGUGCUGACAGACCACCUACUUAAUAGGCUCUUUCUUCCCCUCUACGUAUACUCAUUAGUAAAUCAAGACAAGGGUGGAGAGCGUCCAAAAAUAAGUCUCCAGGUUUCUCUCUAUCUUCUUUCUCAAGUUUUUCUGAUUAUACAUUAUGCCCCAUUGGUGAACUCCUUGGCUGAGGUUAUUCUCAAUGGGGACCUCUCAGUGUUUUCUUCUAAGGUUGAGCAAGAUAUACAGAAAAACUCAGCAAAGUCAAGUAUCAGAUGUUUCAUAAAACCCACAGAAACACUUGAGAGGUCUCUUGAAAUUAACAAACAGAAAGGGAAGAAAAGGAUGCAGAAAAGACCCAACUAUAAAAAUGUUGGUGAAGAAGAGGAAGAGGAGAGAGGAUCUGAAGAUAACCAAGAUGACCUUGAUAAAAGUAAAAGUACAGAAGCAAGUUCAAAGGGUGUAAGAACAAGCACUGAAAAUGAAGAAAUAGAGAUGGUAAUCAUGGAGAGAUGUAAGCUGUCAGAGCUUUCUAUCUCUGCUGUGACAGAACAGAAUACAACCGAUGAAGAAAAGAGUGCAGCUGCUUCUGGAAGUGAGAUAACAAACUGGAACAGGCCUUUUCUUGAUAUGGUCUAUAAUGCACUGGACUGUCCUGAAGAUGAUUACUAUGCCCUCUUUGUGCUUUGUCUUUUAUAUGCCAUGUCACACAACAAAGGACUUGACUCAGUCAAGCUGGAGAGAAUUCAGCUUCCAGCUCAACAUGCUGAAGAGAGAAAUUCAUAUAAUCAUGUCCUUGCAGAAAGGCUCAUCAGAAUAAUGAAUUAUGCUGCACAACCAGAUGGAAAAAUUCGUUUAGCAACUUUAGAGCUUGGCUGCCUGUUGCUGAAGCAGCUUGUGUUUUCUAAAAAUGGCAGGAUCAUAAAAAGUGUUCACCUUGAUUGUCUUGAGGGUGCAAGGGAGGAAAGUGUUCAUCUCCUUCGUCGUUUCUAUAAGGGAGAAGAAAUAUUUCUGGAUAUGUUUGAAGAUGAAUACCGGAGUAUGACAAUGAAACCUAUGAAUGUAGAAUACUUGAUGAUGGAUGCCUCAAUCUUGCUACCCCCAACGGGGACACCACUGACUGGGAUUGAUUUUGUGAAAAGAUUGCCUUGUGGAGAUGUGGAAAGAACACGAAGAGCAAUCAGAGUUUUCUUUAUGCUCCGUUCACUGUCACUGCACUUGAAAGGUGAGCUGGAAACUCAGUUACCGCUCACCAGGGAGGGAGAUCUGAUAAAGGCAGAUGAUGUUCUGGAUUUGAAUAACAGUGAUCUGAUUGCUUGUACAGUCAUAACAAAGGAUGGGGGUCAAGUUCAAAGAUUCCUGGCUGUGGAUAUUUACCAGAUGAGUUUGGUUGAACCAGAUAUUGCCAGACUUGGAUGGGGAGUAGUUAAAUUUGCAGGUCUUCUGCAGGAUAUGCAGGUGACCGGAGUAGAGGAUGACAGCAGAGCCCUGAACAUAAUAAUUCACAAGCCUGCCUCAAGCCCUCAUUCCAAGCCCUUCCCGAUCCUCCAGGCCACGUUUAUUUUUGCGGAUCACAUUCGCUGCAUCAUCGCCAAGCAGCGCCUGGCCAAAGGCCGGAUCCAGGCUCGGCGCACCAAAAUGCAGAGAAUAGCAGCUCUCCUGGAUCUUCCUGUUCAGCCUUCAACUGAAGUUAUGGGUUUUGGACACAGCUCUGGAGCUGCAGCCCAGCACCUCCCAUUUAGAUUCUAUGACCAGUCCCGGCGUGGGAGCAGUGACCCAACAGUGCAGCGCUCUGUCUUUGCAUCUGUUGACAAAGUCCCAGGCUUUGCUGUAGCCCAGUGCAUAAAUCAGCACAAUCCAUCCCCACUCUCGUCACCAUCCCCUUCCAGUGGCAGUGGCAGUACAGGACGCUGUGAUUCAGUGACUGCAAGCUCGACAUCCACUCCUUCUGCUGCUCAGAGCCCAGCAGAUGAUGCUUCAGCUCCAGAGCAGCCUCUGAUGGCCAGUUCCAGUCAGACAAUGUUGACUGAUGAAACUCUUUCAGCUGUUUCGAAGUCCAGCAAAAACACUGUAAAAACCAGUGACAUAGAAACAGCCAACCUGUCUCCCAGCCUGAUUCCUGCACAGCAGCCCACAAUAUCCUUAAUCACAGAUGACAACACGGACACACUGAGUGUGGAGUCGCUCACACUGGUGCCACCAGUUGAUCCACACAGCAUUCGAACAUUCAGCUGUAUCCCUCAGGCCUCUUUGCAGUCUGAAGUUGAAGCUGACAAGGUGAAAGAGGUAGAGGAAGAAUGUUCUGACUAAAGCCACCAUGUAGGCUCCAAUAAAUAGCGAAGGAAGCGCAACCAAAUUGUGAUUUGUUUUUUCUCUGGGAGUGCAGAUACUUCUGGGGACUUGAGAGGCCUCAGGUCCACACGAAGGGACCAACUGGUGACCGAGAAUGUCAGCAGCUUUUAGACCCAACAUCGGAUACUCAGCAUAUCUGAACUGGAGAAGAGAGAAAAAACCCAACCUUUUGAACCUGAAGUGGUUCUUUCCUACCAGUUAAUGUCAUACAAGAACAUGAACAUAUUUCAGAGAACCUACUGUCUUUCUAAUAGGAACUAAUUAAUUGAAAGGUCUACAGUAUUAUGGCAAAGUGAAGAGAUUUUUGGAUACCCAGCUUCAUGGUACUGCAUUAUUGCAUCUCUGAAACAAGAGACAUACCUUUGACCAGAAAAAAUUAUAUAUUGUAGGACAGAGGUAAAACUUC
Messenger RNA from Parus major (Great Tit), 3802 nucleotides. RefSeq names its product C-type lectin domain containing 16A (gene CLEC16A). Gene Ontology annotation, biological process: endosome to lysosome transport; regulation of autophagosome maturation; endosomal transport. Gene Ontology annotation, cellular component: late endosome; endolysosome membrane. The transcript has 24 exons. Bases 91 to 3354 code for a protein of 1087 amino acids. The record is from RefSeq and is a predicted model, not a curated record. NCBI's taxonomy places the organism in Eukaryota, Metazoa, Chordata, Aves, Passeriformes, Paridae.